Molecule: messenger RNA, 1268 nt
Organism: Populus euphratica (Euphrates poplar)
Lineage: Eukaryota; Viridiplantae; Streptophyta; Magnoliopsida; Malpighiales; Salicaceae
Product: probable receptor-like protein kinase At2g42960
Exons: 5
Biological process (GO): protein phosphorylation
Molecular function (GO): protein kinase activity; ATP binding
Source: RefSeq, a predicted model, not a curated record
ACAACUUGUGCUUCUAAACUACUACUGCCUUUUUUUGGUUACUGGGUUUUGGGUGAUUUGUGUUGUUUCAGGUCUGCAUUGGCGUAUCUAUGCUUAUUGAGUCUAACUUGCCUAAAAAAAGAGAAGCCCUUUCUUUGCUUUUGUGGGUGCUCAAGGAAGAAGAUCAAGGGGGUUAGCUUUCACACUCAGAUCACUGCAAAGGUAGAUAUCUUUUAAUCUCUUGGUAUAAAGUGAGAUCGGCAAUACAGACUGUUGUGUUUUCUGGAGAACCAGGGAUGUCAUCUGAGAGUUUGAAUGCUGAAUUAUCAAAGAAGACGUCAGUUUUGGGUUUGAAACUAUGGGUUUUAAUAGGAAUAUCUGUAGGAGUGUUUAUAAUUUCGAUUCUUUGUGUCUUAUCUGUAUGGAUUACAUUUCAGAGGAAAUCUAGGAGAUCAGUGGACAAAUACUGCCAUUCUAAAAUACCAAAUAUAUCAAAAGAUAUUAAGAUUGACAGGGUUGGGGUUCAUUCCAAUGAUCACCAUGAAAGUGCAUUUCUCACGAUCAAUGAUAAAUCGAGUGACAAGAAUUCAGAUAAAAUGCUAGCUCAUUUGGGAAUGAGCAAAUCUAGUGAUCCUGACAUUGCCAGCCAAAGCAGCUCAAUUUAUCACAACGAGAGGACCUGUAGUUCACUUUCUGGGGAAGAAGGAAGCUCUGGGACUGUUCGAAAGCAAUCUUCAUUAUCAUACGCUGGACUUGUCACAGCCUCUCCCUUAAUUGGCUUGCCAGAAAUUUCACAACUUGGAUGGGGCCACUGGUUUACACUUAGGGAUCUUGAGUUUGCUACAAAUCGUUUUGCAGCAGAGAAUGUGCUUGGUGAGGGUGGAUAUGGGGUUGUUUACAAGGGUAGACUAAUAAAUGGAACUGAGGUAGCGGUAAAGAAGCUUCUUAACAACCUGGGACAGGCAGAGAAGGAAUUUAGGGUUGAAGUGGAGGCUAUUGGUCAUGUUCGACAUAAGAAUCUUGUACGGCUACUUGGCUACUGCAUCGAAGGAGUUCACAGGAUGCUGGUGUAUGAAUAUGUGAAUAAUGGGAACUUAGAACAAUGGCUGCAUGGGGCAAUGCAACAUCAUGGUACGCUUACUUGGGAGGCACGCAUGAAGGUCCUUCUGGGUACUGCUAGGGCGCUUGCUUAUUUGCAUGAAGCAAUAGAACCAAAGGUUGUUCACCGAGACAUAAAAUCCAGCAAUAUUUUGAUUGACAAUGAGUUUAAUGCCAAGGUCUCUGAUUUU